Hirsutella rhossiliensis is the source of this 450-nucleotide messenger RNA. Its product is annotated as putative heavy-metal-binding domain-containing protein. NCBI's taxonomy places the organism in Eukaryota, Fungi, Ascomycota, Sordariomycetes, Hypocreales, Ophiocordycipitaceae. The record is from RefSeq and is a predicted model, not a curated record. The transcript is spliced from 2 exons. Bases 1 to 450 code for a protein of 149 amino acids.
AUGCCGUUUGGAUCCAAAGCCAAGGAGCCGGAAGACGUGGCCUACGUGCCGCCUCAAAUCUCAGACCUGCACUGCUUCUCCGAGACCGAGGGCGUCGUGACGACGACCAUGAUGGACCUGCCCGGAUACCGCAUCGUGCGCGUGCUCGGGGCCGUGUACGGCAUCAGCGUGCGCUCGCGCAACAUUGCCGCCAGCCUGGGCAUGGUCAUCAAGAGCUUUGCCGGCGGCGAGCUGCGCUGGUUCACGUCGAUGCUGUACUCGUGCCGCAACGACUCCAUCAGCCGCGUCGUCGACGAGUGCAAGCGCCGCGGCGGCAACGCCAUCAUCUGCCUCCGCUUCGACGCCGGCGACAUGGGCGGCUUCGCGCAGACGGCGGCCUACGGCACGGCGUGCAUUGUGGAGAAGCUGGACCCGGCCGUCAGGCCGCCUCCGCAGCUGGAGAGUGCUUGA